Molecule: messenger RNA, 291 nt
Organism: Ilex paraguariensis (yerba mate)
Lineage: Eukaryota; Viridiplantae; Streptophyta; Magnoliopsida; Aquifoliales; Aquifoliaceae
Source: the annotation of a GenBank genome assembly
AUGUUUUUCGUUAGAGUUUCUGUGGGAUUAAACCUGAGAUCUAGUCGGCACUUAAUGAUGAUGUUGCCAUUAUUACCAUUUUCAUUGUCAUCAUUCAUUUAUUUUUGCACUCUUUCUGACAGGUUUGGCCUGUCUUUUCAAGAACAUGAAGAUGAAUCUAAUGGUUCUGAGGUAGAUUCAGAUGAGAUUGGCAAGCCUCAUUUUUCUUGCAUAACAAAAGUCGUUGGUUUCCUAGACAAGGAACUUGCUGCUAGUGGUUUUACUAGAAAGGAUCAGGAUGACAUUGACAAG